Molecule: messenger RNA, 750 nt
Organism: Jaculus jaculus (lesser Egyptian jerboa)
Lineage: Eukaryota; Metazoa; Chordata; Mammalia; Rodentia; Dipodidae
Product: vesicle-fusing ATPase-like
Exons: 6
Coding region: 1-750 (249 amino acids)
Biological process (GO): SNARE complex disassembly; Golgi to plasma membrane protein transport; intra-Golgi vesicle-mediated transport
Cellular component (GO): Golgi stack
Molecular function (GO): ATP hydrolysis activity
Source: RefSeq, a predicted model, not a curated record
AUGGUGGGCCGGAGUAUGCAAGCUGCAAGAUGCCCUACAGAUGAAUUAUCUGUAACUAAUUGUGCAGUUGUGAAUGAAGAGGAUUUCCAAUCUGGCCAGCAUGUGGUUUGGGCUGGACUUUCUAUUGAGCAAGAAAUAGAACUCUCUUUAUACACAUUUGACAAAGCCAAACAGUGUGUUGGCAUGAUGACCCUUGAGAUUGAUUUCCUACAGAAAAAAAAUCUCGACUCCAACCUUUAUGACACUGACAAGAUGGCAGCAGAGUUUAUCCAGCAGUUCAACAACCAGGCCUUCUUGGUGGGACAGCAGCUUGUAUUUAGCUACAAUGAUAAGCUUUUUGGUUUAUUGGUGAAGGAUAUUGAAGCUAUAGAUCCUAGCAUCCUGAAGGGAGAACCUGCUGCAGGUAAAAGACAGAAGAUUGAAGUAGGGCUGGUUAUUGGAAACAGUCAAGUUGCAUUUGAAAAAGCAGAAAUUUCAUCACUCAAUCUUAUUGAACAGAUGGAUAUGAAGAAUAGAACAUUUAGUGCAGAAAGAAAUGUGAACGAGUAUGGGUCUUGGGCCCAGAGCCUACAGCCACUUUCACUGCAACUGUUAGAGAUUACCACCAUUGAUGAUGGGCUAGUUGCUCAGCACUGGGCAAUUGGAAAUGUGCUCUGUGUCCAGUGUCUAGGGCUGAUGAUGAAAUCAUCUGGGCUUCACUGGUAUUGGAUCUACAUAAAUCCAUUGAGCAUUAGCCAUAACACAGCCUGA